Molecule: messenger RNA, 855 nt
Organism: Neurospora tetraspora
Lineage: Eukaryota; Fungi; Ascomycota; Sordariomycetes; Sordariales; Sordariaceae
Exons: 2
Coding region: 114-557 (147 amino acids)
Source: RefSeq, a predicted model, not a curated record
GGAAUCCUAGUGUGGGACCCGACUGCGGAAACUACACAGCAGGAACUGAAUACUGCGUCGCCGUCUGGAGAUACCGACAGCCAGGUAUCAUUUCCAACUGCAAUAAAUUCGUCAUGCCCAACACGACCAGUUGGAUCAAAAAACCGUGCGAAAUCAUCGAGACAAACUUUGGUCUCAGCCAUGCCCGCUUUGUAGCUUGGAAUCCCAAAGUGUACCAAAACUGUGCGUAUUUUUUUUUAAUUUUUUUUGUUCCCCUUCUCCUUCUCGUCUGGUCUGCAUGCAUGCCGCAUCUUUCAGUUUCUAACAUUUGCCAUCUUCUUCCCUUUCAACUACAGGCACCGGUCUCUACCAAGACUACGAAUACUGCGUUUCUAUCCCCAACUACCGACCAACUUACAGCACUGUUGCAACAACCGCGCGUGUUACUCAGGCUGCUGUUGCUGACUUUAGAGUUGCUAAUGCUGCCAAUGCUGACGAUGCGGACUUGUCGUCGUCUGUCAUCACUGCGAGCGUUGUCUUGUCGGAAAGUGGUAGAUCUACUACUGCAAGUUCAUUGACAAAUGUUGCGGUGACAAGCACUUCGCAGCAGCAACAGGAUCAAACUAGUAGCGCUACGCGGGUUACGGAGAGCAGCAAUGUGGAGCAGAAGGCUACAAGUAGUGUAACUGCGGUGGCUACCUCUGGUGAGGUACUCCCUGAAGUGCGGAUUCGAGAUUAGGAGGAGGAACGUACGGUUUGUGGUGUGGUGGUUAUAAGGUAGUGCUAGGUCCCAGUUAGAAAAUAUUGAGGUACAGUACCUUUGUGUAGACGUUUAGGCGCCGGGAUACUUUGGAGUUUGGAGCUUCUGAACUCUGC